This is a messenger RNA of Strongylocentrotus purpuratus (purple sea urchin), 560 nucleotides long. RefSeq names its product LIM domain transcription factor LMO4.1-like. The record is from RefSeq and is a predicted model, not a curated record. The annotation marks the transcript as partial. Lineage: Eukaryota; Metazoa; Echinodermata; Echinoidea; Camarodonta; Strongylocentrotidae. The transcript is spliced from 2 exons.
UAUGUCUCCUGCAGAAUAUUCGGUACAAGUGGAGCAUGUACGGCCUGUGGUCAGCAGAUCCCGGCCAACGAGCUGGUCAUGAGGACCCAGAAUCGUGUCUACCACCUCAAGUGCUUUGCCUGUAGCUCGUGUCACAUACAGCUCGUCCCGGGUGAUCGUUACACGGUAGUCAACGGCAGCAUCGUCUGCGAGAACGACCACAGCAAACUCUACAAGUCGGCGGCGCAUCAUGGCAUGACCCCCGGACACGCCCCGGGCCUGAGACCGGGUAACAGAGUUUGCUAAUUAAGACUUCAUGAACGAGCCUCAUCUCUCUCUCUCUCUAUCUUUGAAGGAUCCUGACGCGAUGACGAUCUUCAGAUUGGCAACGCUGACAGGCAUCAAGCUAUAAAUGGACUGUACAUAUUCACGCCAAAGGACUUAUGUAUUCGAAGAACGGAAUGGAGAUGAAAGUCGUGACUUUAACAUGUGACCUUCGACACGCAUGUCGUUGCUAUGGACGCUAUGAGAUGGCGCACGAAGUAUACCCCACCGACGAAAAUCAGAAUUCGUCCAGGAAC